AUGUUAUGCCCUGCUGAAAACUUUAGAAUCUAUAAUGCAUGUGAGACAAUGGCAAAUUUUGAUUCUACUGUCAUAAAAGAGUUGCAUCGGGAUACAGAUAAUAACAAACACCAAGUUACAGAAAAUUGUGACCAAAUAAUUAUUAACAAUGAGAAUACUGAAUAUAGGCUCAUGAAUCCAAACGCAGAAAGUGUUCUAACUAGUUCUAGUACAGCAAAUAGGCGCGAUCCUACUGAACCCUUGAUAAAAUGUGAAGCUACAGACGAAGUGAAGGUAGAAAACGAUUCGGACAUUGACACCAGUGGAAUUACAAGUAUUAAUGAAGAAUACAUUAUUAAGAAUGAGCAUGAUGAUGAUGCUGGCUCUAUUGAUUCAGUGUCUAAUAUAUUACGUAGGCAUUUGAGGGAGCAGCCAGGGGCAGAAGGUGGCUGUCCGCUUGUAACAUGUAUUCACUGUAAUGCUAGAUUCAAAGAUAAGACAACUCUGGAUAAUCAUAUAAUUAAGAAUCAUCCUGAGCAUAUUGCACCACAGGAACAUUGUUUAUUCAAAGCCACCUUGAAAAAUCGGCUAGCUAUACUUAUGGGAAGCCAUCCAGAAGGUGACUGUGAACCUAAAAAUGAUUUUUCUAAGCAUAUGUUGGAGCAUCCUGUAGAAAAAGUGAAGUUAGAAAACGAUUUGGAUACUGAAAACUGUGGAAUUACAAUAAUCACUGAGGAAUACAUUAUUAAAAAUGAUGAUGAUGAUGAUGGCUCUAUAACGUCAGUUUCUAGGCCGAGGUUGAAGAAAACUUGUUUGGCUACCAGCGUCCAAAAAGAAACAGAAUCGGAAAUUCACUUGGAUAGUAAAGAAUUUAAAGUCACUCAAGUGACCCAUGAAGAUAUUAUAACUGAGAAACAGAUACUUUCAGAGAUGGAAAAAGAAAAAAUAAAGGUGGAAAAUGACUUGGAUAGCAAGGAAUUUGGAGUCGCGCAAUUCACCCAUGUAUUCAUUAAAGAUGAGGCUGACCAUUUUAUUGAUACAGAUACCGCAGACACUUUUAAUCCUACUGCCAUGAGAUUUGAAGGAACUAGUGACGGGGUUCUCGAAAUAGAGCUGCAAAAGGGUACAGAUAAUAGCAAAUACCAAGUUAGAGAAAAUUGUGAUCCACUGAUUAUUAAAAAUGAGAUUGAUGAAUAUGGGUUUAUAAAUGAAAAUAUGGAAAAUGUUUCAACAAGCAUAUCAAGUGAGCAAGGCUUUACUAAAUCCUGGAUAAAAUGUGAAGCUGUUGAAGAAUUCAUGUCAGAAAAUGAUUUGGACUCUGACAACAGUGGAAUUGCAGGAAUCACUGAGGAAAUCAUCAUUAAAAAAGAGGAUCAUACGAUUAUAAAACAUGAUGACUCUUCACCAACCACUGCAAAAGAUAAACUCUUUGUGUGUAUUGACUGUAAUGCGACAUUUAAACUUACCCAAAUGACCCAAGAACUUAUGAUUAAAAAAGAGACUGAGGAGGUUUUUGAAGAAAAAGUAGAUGCGGACAAUGACUUGGAUAGAAGGGAAUUUGAAGACACAAUAACUCCCGAACGUGCUAUUAAAAGUGAGAAAGGGGAAGUAUUCGAGAUACAAAAAGUAAAAAUAGAGGUGGAAAAUGACGAUAAAAAGGUUUUUGCAGUCGAUCAGAUUGCCAAUGUAUUUAUUAAAGAUGAGUAUGGCCAUUGUAUUGAUACAGAUACAGCAGACACUGUUUCAGAUAGAACCUACAAUAUUCAUGAUACAAAAGCAAAUAUUGAUCAUAGUUUCAUGAGCUUUGAAGGAUCCAAUGAGCAAGUUUUUGAAAUGCAAGAGGAAGAAAUUAUGCAAAAGAGUGUGGAUAAUAAAUACGAUGCUACAGGAACUUUUGACCAAGUGAUUAUUAAAACUGAGGAUGAUGUACAAAGCACAAAAGAUGAGCCUGCUUUCACUAACCCUUGGAUAAAAAGUGAAGCUGGUGAAGAAUUGAGGUUGGAUAAUGAUUUGGACAUUGAGACAGAAAUCAAUAGGGAACCCAUAAUUGAAAAUAUUUUGAAACAUCCUAGGUCAGAGCUUAAUAUGUGUAUCCACUGUAAUGUGACAUUUACAAUAAAACGAAGCUUAGAUGAUCAUAUUAUCAGGUUACAUCCUGACUUGAUUGCUGAGGUUUCUAGUAAAAUACAUGCAUGUUCGCAUUGUAACUAUAGAACUACUAGGAGAGAACGUUUAGUUCAACAUAUGCUGAAGCACCCUGGGUUAGAAGGUAGCUAUAAGCUUUUACAGUGUGACCACUGUGAUGGGGAGUUCAGAUAUAAGACAAUUUUAGAUGAUCAUAUAAUUCAGAAACAUCCUGACUAUACUGCAUUAGUUUCAAGUAAAAUAUAUGAAUGUAAAGAUUGUGCAUUCAAAACUACCUUGAAGCGUAAUUUAGAUACACAUAUGAGGAAACAUUCAGAGGCAGAUGGUGGUGGCCAGCUUAAAACGUGUAUUCACUGUAACGCGACAUUCACAUCUAAGAAAAGUUUAGAUGAUCAUAUAAUUAAGAAGCAUCCUGACUAUAUUGCAUCAGUUUCAACAAAAAUACAUAAAUGUAAAUAUUGUGAAUUUAAAACCACCUUAAAGCGUGAUAUAGAUAGACAUAUGAGGAAGCACCCAGAGGCAGAUGAAGGUGGCUGUCAACUUGAAAUGUGUAUUCACUGCAAUGAGAGAUUCACCUCUAAGAAAAGUUUGGAUGAUCAUGAAACAUCCUGA
Molecule: messenger RNA, 2736 nt
Organism: Acanthoscelides obtectus
Lineage: Eukaryota; Metazoa; Arthropoda; Insecta; Coleoptera; Chrysomelidae
Source: the annotation of a GenBank genome assembly